AUGAGGCCUAAAUACCAUAUCGUUUCAAUAAUCCUCGGAGUCACCAGAAUUGUCAACAAUAGCCUCACCAAAAUCCUUCAUGAAUUCAUCAGAAUCUUCCAAGUUGUAUGUGAGGUAUAUUUGAUAAAUUUGAGACUCAAAGGAGUUGGGGCAGAUGUAGUUGUUACUGCAUACGAGCUUGUCUUCAUAAACGGUCUCUUAGAACUUCACAUCUACGACGCCAAGGUGGACGAGGGUUGCGAUAGGUUGGGUUAUGAUGACGUGGAAAAAGAAGAAGAUGUUUUGUUGAUAAGUUUGUUGCAUGUAUUGGGAACUGAUGGGGAGGACACUUUAAGGUGUAUAGUUGGAGUGGUGGCUAAUGAGGAGUCACAGGGUGACAAAGAUGCUCUGGUUUAUAGCAUUUCACCAGGGAUUAUAGACCUCACUUAG
Lactuca saligna is the source of this 429-nucleotide messenger RNA. The record is from the annotation of a GenBank genome assembly. NCBI's taxonomy places the organism in Eukaryota, Viridiplantae, Streptophyta, Magnoliopsida, Asterales, Asteraceae.